AUGGAGAAGAACCUGAAGAACAUUGAGGAGGAGAACAAGCUGAUAGAGGAGCAGAAUGAGGUUCUCUUCAUGGAGCUAUCUGGCCUCAGCCACGCCCUGAUCCGCAGCUUGGCCAACAUACGCCUCCCACACAUGGUGAGUUAUAUACAGUUACAUACGGCACUGAAGAAGCUGUGGCUAACACAAACUAAUACACACACUAACACAAACACACUAAAACAAACUAAUACACACACUAACACAAACACACUAACACAAACUAAUACACACACUAACACAAACACACUAACACAAACUAAUACACACAAACAUAUACUGAAAUUCCUUGUUUUCGCAAACACAGCAGGAGCCAAUCACUGAGCAGAAUUUCGACAGCUACUUGAGCACCCUGACUGACAUGUACACCAACAAGGAGUGCUACCAGAACCCGGAGAACAAGGCUCUGCUGGAGAACAUCAACAAGGCCGUGAAGAGCAUCAAGGUGUGA
Coregonus sp. 'balchen' is the source of this 487-nucleotide messenger RNA. NCBI's taxonomy places the organism in Eukaryota, Metazoa, Chordata, Actinopteri, Salmoniformes, Salmonidae. The record is from the annotation of a GenBank genome assembly.